Messenger RNA from Striga asiatica, 906 nucleotides. The record is from the annotation of a GenBank genome assembly. NCBI's taxonomy places the organism in Eukaryota, Viridiplantae, Streptophyta, Magnoliopsida, Lamiales, Orobanchaceae.
CAGGUAAAAAUGUCGAGGAAAUAUCUUUCAAUCAACCAAGUUGAUGAUCAUGUUGAAGGCUGGACGGUGUUAAUUCAGGUGGUGGAACGCAGCCAUAUCAUGCUCGAUCGAAAAGGUUCAACUACACUUAGACGUCACCUGUUAACUGAUUCAGAGGGAACUUUAGUUUCAGUCACCAUAUUUGGAACUCACAUCAAACAUUUUGACAAGAACAAGAAAUUGCUCCCUUUCAAAAGAUACUACAUUUCAAAUGCAAAGGUUAAGGAAGCUGAACCCAUGUACACGGAGAAUCGUUCUUUUGUGGUAAACAGCAUAAAGGCAGGCACUUAUAAAGAUCCAACAAUUUUGUUCUCACCUCCUGCCGACCAAGACAUUUUAGACAUUGAAACAGCACUAGCUAUUUUGAAGGAUGAAAAAACUGCUUGGGUAAAAGGAACUCUAAAACUAGCAGCCAAUCAUCGCUCGAUGUGGUUUAGUGCAUGUGGAAACUGUCAAAAGUCUAUUAACGCUCCUCUAGAUUGGAACAUAAAAUGCCCAACUUGCAACCAAGAAACCACUGUGACAGCAAGAUGUCGUCUCAAGAUAAUCAUUUGUAACGAAACAGCAAAAAUGAAUGCAUAUCUCUAUGGAAAAGAUGCUGAAAAUCUGAUACCUUUCACACCUUUGCAAUUAAAAGAAGCAGAGCUCCAGGGGCGGAGUACUUAUGCUGAAGUGGCAGCUGCAAUAGGGAAAAAAGAAGUCAUUUGUUUUGUUCGCCAUUACAGCAUUGACUCUCCCAGAGCAAGUAAUCAAGAAACAGGUAGCCAAGUCGGAAAUCACCACAGGUACACCGUUAUCAAACUGUACACAGCAGAAGAAACUCAACAGAGAAAAUUAAACCACUUGGUUGAUCCUUUUGAUACCUCU